Diaporthe citri is the source of this 876-nucleotide messenger RNA. RefSeq lists its product as uncharacterized. The record is from RefSeq and is a predicted model, not a curated record. NCBI's taxonomy places the organism in Eukaryota, Fungi, Ascomycota, Sordariomycetes, Diaporthales, Diaporthaceae. Gene Ontology annotation, cellular component: proteasome core complex, alpha-subunit complex; nucleus; proteasome core complex. The transcript has 3 exons. Bases 1 to 876 code for a protein of 291 amino acids. Gene Ontology annotation, biological process: ubiquitin-dependent protein catabolic process.
AUGACGUCGAUAGGAACAGGCUACGAUCUCGCCAACUCCAUCUUCUCCCCCGACGGCCGGAACUUCCAGGUCGAAUACGCCGUCAAGGCAGUCGAGAACGCCGGCACAUCAAUCGGAAUCCGUUGCAGAGAUGGCGUUGUCCUGGCGGUUGAGAAGGUCGUCGCAUCCAAGCUGCUGAAGCCCGGCGCAAACAAGCGGAUCGCGACCGUCGACAGGCAUCUUGGUGUUGUCUACUCUGGCAUGGUCCCCGACGGCAGACACUUCAUCGACCGCGCACGCGACGAGGCCCGCUCGUGGCGGGACAACUUCAAGGCCCCCAUCGCCACCUCCGACCUCGCGUCCCGCAUGGGCGGCUACCUGCAAGCCUACACCCUGUACCAGUCCGUGCGGCCCUUCGGCAUCACCGCCAUCGUCGGCGGCUACGACAGCGAGCUGGAGCUGCCCGUGGACGGCGAGGUGGGGUCGGGCCCCAAGGUCGGCGCGGGCGGCAAGGCCGAGGGCAAGAAGCACGGCGGGCCCUUCCUGUACAUGAUCGAGCCGUCCGGCCUGUACUGGGGCUACUACGGCGCCGCGACGGGCAAGGGCCGGCAGGCGGCCAAGGCGGAGCUGGAGAAGCUGGACCUGAGCGGCGAGGGCAUCUCGCUGCAGGACGGCGUCAAGCACGCCGCGAGGAUCAUCCACCUCGCCCACGAUGACAACAAGGACAAGGAGUACGAGCUGGAGAUGACCUGGAUCAGCAACCAUGACGGCCCCACCAAGGGCCGCCACGAGGAGGUCCCCAAGGCGCUGCGGGAGGAGGCGGAGCGGUUAGCGAAGGAGGACAACGACGAUGAUGAGGAUGACAAGAAGGACGGCGAUAAGAUGGAGGAGGACUAG